AUGUCAACGUACACGGUACCGUUCGUUAUUAAUGGCGAGGAACGCCUCGUCGAGAAGACCUUCGACGUGACAUCACCUAGCACCGGCAAGGUCUUGCAUAAAUGUAGUAUAGCAACAGAGGCAGAAGCUCUCAUAGCUAUUGAGGCUGCCGCAGCUGCUGGUCAGCAAUGGCGAGAUACUCCCGUAGCCGAGCGUCGAGAUAUUUUUCUCAGGGCAGCUGAGAUCAUGAGCAAGAGGAAGGAGGAACUAGCCACGUAUAUGAUCGACGAAGUUGGGGCGGCACGCAGCUGGGCCGACUUCAAUAUCAACCUCACCAUUGAUAUGUUCAAGGACGUAGCGGGACGGACGGCUGCUGUGGAAGGCACCAUUCCUGCGUGUGUGCCGGGUAUCACAGCCCUGGUCGUGAAGGAACCGUACGGUGUUGUGUUAGCAAUGGCUCCUUGGAACGCACCGUAUAUAUUAGGCACCCGCUCGGUGCUCUUCCCGAUUGCGGCUGGUUGUACAGUUGUUUUCAAGGGAUCCGAAUUGGCGCCACGUACUCAUCACGCUAUCCUGUCUAUUCUCGACGAGGCCGGCCUACCCAAAGGAGUAGUGAACUACAUAGUAACCGACCCGGCUCACGCGCCAUCCGUUACGGAGUCUCUGAUCGCAAACCCACAUGUCAAAAAGAUCAACUUCACCGGAAGUACGGCGGUGGGGAAGAUCAUCGCAAAGAUUGCGGGUCAGUACCUAAAACCUCUCGUCCUAGAGCUUGGCGGCAAGGCACCGGCUAUCGUGUGGGAAGAUGCCGACUUAGACAUUGCUGCAGAGCAAUGCACCCUAGGGGCGUUCUUCUUCUCCGGGCAAGUCUGUAUGAGCACGGAGAGAAUAAUCGUGCAUAAGAAGAUCAGCGAAGCAUUCAAAGAGAAGUUGGUUGCAGCCAUAGAGAACAUCUUCCCAUCGAAAAGUGAUGCCUUAGUUUUGAUCAACGCUCGAGGCGUUGAUAAGAACAAGAAUCUCUUAAAAGAUGCGCUUAGUAAGGGUGCCGUUCUCCUCAACGGAGAUGUGGACGCUGCAGAGAGCUCAAAGACCAGGUUGAGACCAAUAGUCGCCAGUAAGGUGACACCUGACAUGGACCUAUACAAACAAGAAUCGUUUGGCCCAACAGUGAGUCUUAUUGAAGUUGAGACCGAAGAAGAGGCUCUGCGAAUAGCCAACGAUACUGAGUAUGGCCUCGCAUCCGCCGUCUUCACCGAGGAUUUAAAAGUUGGCCUGCGGUUUGCACGAGGCAUAGAGACUGGGGCGGUUCAUAUUAAUAAUAUGACAAUUCACGACGAGACGGCAUUACCGCAUGGAGGAAGUAAGGAGAGCGGAUAUGGGCGAUUCAAUGCCCUAACUGGGGUGGAAGAAUGGGUUAGAACGAAGACAAUCACCUGGAGAAACUAG
Molecule: messenger RNA, 1425 nt
Organism: Daldinia childiae
Lineage: Eukaryota; Fungi; Ascomycota; Sordariomycetes; Xylariales; Hypoxylaceae
Product: Vanillin dehydrogenase
Exons: 2
Coding region: 1-1425 (474 amino acids)
Molecular function (GO): succinate-semialdehyde dehydrogenase (NAD+) activity
Source: RefSeq, a predicted model, not a curated record